Messenger RNA from Oryzias melastigma (Indian medaka), 3218 nucleotides. Its product is annotated as indian hedgehog B protein. Gene Ontology annotation, biological process: regulation of gene expression; protein autoprocessing; cell fate specification. The record is from RefSeq and is a predicted model, not a curated record. Gene Ontology annotation, molecular function: calcium ion binding; patched binding. The transcript has 4 exons. The coding region runs from base 569 to 1861 and encodes 430 amino acids. NCBI's taxonomy places the organism in Eukaryota, Metazoa, Chordata, Actinopteri, Beloniformes, Adrianichthyidae.
GGCAGAGUACAGGGACAGAGGGAGCGAAGGAGAGAGGAGGAGGGCAGGACUGGCAGGGUGCGGUCUGAAGUGGCAACAGAUUGCUUUGGAUCACUAAAAAUCCUUUCAAUUCAACUGGAAAGCUGCAGCUUGUUGCAUGCGGGCCGCGGAGAGGAACACAUCAGCCAAACGGCGGGCGAAAGUGGCUGAUGUGAGAAAAGGAGGGAGAGAAACCACAACACUGUCCCCUGGAUAUCAAACCACUCUCUCUCUUUAACUCUCACACCCACCAAAUCGACUUUGAACCUGUUUGUUUAAAUACACGGACUUUACAGCCUUAACUUAUUGUUGGUUGUGCGCAGCGGCGGGAGCGGAUUUUCUCAUCCGGAACAGCUUGUGGAGAAACCCAGCUUUUUCUUUUCUCUUUUCCUGCGUCCUCAUGGUUCCUCAUGUAGCAGAGGAGCUGCUCAGUUUCAAUCCGAACCCCUCGGACGCGGCGCUGCAGCUGUCACGGACAAUGGAGACUGAACCGGGGAGACACUGAAGACAUCUCUCUCCCCCGGGAGAGUCCUCCCUCCCCCCCGGGGCGAUGCGGAUCUCCCUCUUUCUACUCACCGCCUCUCUGUGUGCCUUGGUCCUCCUCCUCGCACCUGCUUUGGAGGGCUGCGGGCCGGGGAGGGGAAUCGGCAAGAGGCGAUUCCCGAAGAAGCUCAUCCCGCUCGCCUACAAGCAGUUCAGCCCGAAUGUCGCCGAGAAGACUCUCGGGGCCAGCGGGAGACCGGAGGGCAAAAUAACGCGCAGCUCCGAGCGCUUCAAAGAACUGACCCCCAAUUAUAACACGGACAUCAUCUUUAAAGAUGAGGAGGAUACGGGUGCCGACAGGCUCAUGACCCAGCGCUGUAAGGAUAAGUUGAACUCUCUGGCCAUUUCUGUGAUGAACAUGUGGCCGGGUGUGAAGCUGAGAGUUACUGAAGGCUGGGAUGAGGACGGCCAUCAUUCGGAGGACUCGCUGCACUACGAGGGCCGUGCAGUUGACAUCACCACAUCCGACAGAGACAGAAAUAAGUACGCCAUGUUGGCCCGCUUGGCUGUAGAAGCUGGAUUUGACUGGGUUUACUAUGAGUCCAAAGCCCACGUUCACUGCAGUGUCAAGUCAGAGCACUCAGUUGCAGCCAAAACUGGAGGCUGUUUUCCUGGUGAUGCUGAGGUUCUCCUUGAAGGCGGCAGUACCAAACCGAUGCGUCACCUUCUCCCCGGUGACCGAGUCCUGGCUUCAUCAACAACAGACGGCCGCACAUCACUCCUCUACAGCCCGGUCAUAUCAUUCCUGGACCGCCAGCCCAACGUCACAAAGACCUUCUACAUUAUCGGGACAGAAGCAGGCUUCAACAUCAGCCUCACAGCUGCUCAUUUGAUCUUUGCUGCAGACUGUGCUGAUGCUCGGAACAAAACAAAGCCUCGGGAGACAUUUUUUGCUUCCAUUUGGAGCGACAGGUGGCGCUCUGGAGCUCGUCUGAGAACAGUUUUUGCCAGUGAGGUCCAGCCGGGACAGUGUGUCUUCACAUCAUCGGAGGAAUCGAAGCCACAUGUAAGAGCUUCAGUUGUGACCUUUGUAGAGGAGCAUAGAAGCACUGGGUUAUACGCCCCACUGACCCAGCACGGGUCUAUCGUUGUGAACGGCGUGCUCUCAUCCUGCUAUGCUGCGGUGGACAGUCACGAAUUGUCCCAUUGGGCGUUUGCUCCGCUAAGAUUCCUCUACAGUAUGCUGGGGCCUUCACAAGCACAGAGUGACGGCGUGCACUGGUACCCACGGCUUCUGCACAGUUUCGGGGAGCUGCUGCUGGAUGCAGGACAUUUCCACCCUUGGGGUAUUGAGCAAUGACACAGAUAUUUUCCACAAAAACUUGUCUCAGAUUGAUGACUUUCUUCACUUAUGUUUAUUCAGGGGCACAAAAACACGAGCACAACUGUUUUUCUCCAUAGAAAACAGCAACCAAGAGACCACCAAAGAUAACAGAUUUAUGUAAAUUUAUGUAUUUUUAUUAUGUUAUUAACUUACUUAACUAUAUUGCUGUACUUGAACAAACUUUCUGUCAAAUUCAGUUGUAUAAGAGUGCUAUUAUUUCAGUUUUGCAAAAAAUUAGACAUCGAACAUGGAAUUUAUCGAUAUCAGAACAAGCACAAAGAACAAUGAGAUAAUGAUAAUGCUGCAGUUCAGUAGAAAUUAAGUAGCUUUUCUCUUUAAAUAAUCAUUGAAAAGCUUUCUCAUAAAACUAAAAAUGUAAAAUCUAAAUAUUUUCAUUUUGAAAUUUACAGUUUCUGAAGUGAAACAAUAAGUUCAUCACUCCUUUUCUAAGAUAUUGGAUGUGGAAGGAUUUUUUAAAGUUUUUAAGGUCUCCCUGUGCUGAUCCCCAGCCUGGACAAAAUACAGGAUAGUGUCAGGAAGGAAAUCCAGCCUAAAAAUCUCUGCCAAAAAAACGGUGCAAAUCAGUAAAAGCGGAUUCGUCAAAAGGUGAACAACAACAUUUAUUCUUCAUGGCUUUCAUUUAAAGAGCACAGUUUGUAUAGAAAGCGGCGUUUAGGAGAAAAAGGCUGCAGCCUGGUGCUGCGUUGUGGUAUCACAUCAGUGAUGCACAGAGCUUGCCGUCUGACGUAAGUUCUUCCUCCACUUUCACCGUCUUUUUCACACUUCUUUGUUUCUAUCAGGGUUUUAUUUAAAGAAAUAUUUGUGUUGUUGCGUUUGUCCUAUUUUGUAAUUUUUUGAGUGUCACUUUUCAGGUCAGUAGUACGACUCAGGCUGUAUUCAACUACUGUAUAAAGUAUCAUCUAUGCAUCUUAUGGAAUAGCAAUUAUUUUUGUGAUAUUUUAAUGUUAAGAAUUUUUUUAAAAAUCGUUUUUAUGGACCUAUAGAGGGAGCAGUAAAUAUGACAUUGACAAAAAUAAAACAAAGAGAAUUUAUUCUGUUGAAAUUAUGGUCAUAUUGGAAGGAGAGAAAUCUAAUAUCAUGUUGCUUGGACCAAAUGAUUUCUAAACAUCUCACAUAUUCAGGCAUUUAUCCGCAUACCAUCUACAGAUUUGUCAUAUAUGUAUAGUAAACUGUUGUUGGAGAGAAUAUUUAAAGUUCUAUUUUUAAAAAAAUCCUGUAAAUGUAUUAUUAUAUUUUCAGAACUAUGUUGAUAAAAUGUGUAUUUGGCAUAUAAAGAUUGUGUUUGCAAGUGAAAAUGUCUGGUGCAUUUGUU